Molecule: messenger RNA, 1170 nt
Organism: Pelagomonas calceolata
Lineage: Eukaryota; Pelagophyceae; Pelagomonadales; Pelagomonadaceae
Source: the annotation of a GenBank genome assembly
ACCUGCUACAAAACGCUGCCCAUCGCACGCGCCACACCGUAGCGCUGUGCACGCGUAGUGCGAAGCUGCUGCAGACUCAGUAAUCGAUCGCUGGCGCAGACCAGCGAACAGGGCAGCGUCUCAGGGCAGCCAUAAUGGCCUCGCUCGCGUCGGAGAUCGAAAAACUGGCCGAGCUCAAGGCCAAGGGCGUGCUGACCGACCAGGAGUUCACGCACGCCAAGGCGGCGGUGAUCGCUGGAGACGACGCAUCCGAUGCGUUCGAGGAAGCGGGCGACGAUGCGAUUCCCGUGAAGGGCGGCAUCGGCUACAUGACCUUCUGGAGCGAGGCGUUCACGCUGCUCGAAAAGAUGGGCAAUAUCCCGAAGGACCACAAUUUGGAGUGGCGGCAACAUCUGGCCUGCUCGAAGCAGUACGACGCCGCGAGUCUACGCGACGGACUCAGCUCGACGUACGAGACCGAGAUUAUUUUUGCGGCAUUGAUGCUCGGCGUGAACUGGACGAUUUUCCUCAGUGCCGUGGACGAGGACGCCUACGAAGCGGUGCGCCAGGUAGAGCCGGCGAAGGCCCGGUUCUGGCUCGUCGUCGUGGGAUGGCUAUCGAUAGUGUUCAGCUGGCUCGUCAUCGGCGCCGUCUACCUCGUACUCGUCAUGCUCGCGCCCGUCUCCGAUACAAAUUUACCAGCGUUUGUGCGCUCGUCGAGCGUCACAAACUGCCUCAUGAUUCCGAACGUCUUUAUCGUACUCAUGUUCUACGCGUCGUCGUUCUUCUUCGCGCUGGCGGUCUGCGUCGCGUCGGACAGCGGUGUGAUGCUUGGCCUGUCCGCGCUCAUGUUCGCCCUCAUGGUCAUGAUGCUCCAGAAUUUUAUGACGCCUAUGAACAUAGCCGUCAACGCCGGAUGCUUCUCCGAUACGCCCGCGAUCGCGCCGCGGGACCUCGCCACGUGCACCCCUGGCGACGUCGACGCCGCCUUGCGAAGGAAGGCGUUAGCGACGGUGCGCAAGCACGGCAAGCCCUCGGGGCUGCUGUUCUCGUCGGCGCCGCCUGGUGCCUUGGAAGAGCUAUACUCCGGUGCAAGCAACCCCGCCGCCAGAUCCGUGCGGCGGCGGGGACGGCGUGUCUUCGGCAUGAAGAAGCGAGGGGCCGUGUCGGCAUCUAUUCACUAAUUCUAAU